AUGGCAACAUUUCUGGUGCCUUUCUCCUCCCCAUCCUCCUCUCUGUGGCCGCAGGCUGAAGGACCACCCAAGUUCCACGAGGCAGGGCGGAGCCUGGUGGAGUGGGGCGUGGGGAUGACCAGUGACCCUCCCUACUCACCCAUGUGGCCAGCCGUGGGGUGCCCUGGGCUGCACCCCGAGUCCCUGGAUCAUGGCACCCUGCAGCUGCUGUGGAGGCAACGGGAACUGGAGAUUCAGGCCCUGCGAUGGAGCCUUCGGAACCAACACGAUACCCGGAGGUGCUACAUCUUGCAGGAAGUGGCCGGAUGUUCGACACGGGACUGGCUCAGCCAGGAGAAACUUCUCCAGAGAGAGAUCCAUAAGUUGACUCAGGAGCUGCAGGAGCAGAAGGAGCAGGCGAGGCUGGAGAAGGAGCAGCUGGAGGCGACGCUGCUGCAGAACUACGAAGCUGUGCAGCGUCUAGAGGCUGAACUCCACGGCUACCGCCAGUCCUGCCUCUUGCAGCUGGCUCGGUCCUCCUGGGUGGGCCGCGUGCUGCACUCGUCCAUGGGCAGUGUGGAGGUGUUGACCACCGACAACCUGAUGGACAUCACCCUCAGUGACUCCUCGGAGGAUGGGCAGUCCCACGCUACUGGGCAGGGAUUCCGGAUGGAGGACGUGGAUUGGAACAGCAUCGCCCAGCGGUAUCCCAACCUCCUAAGCAACAUGGCACUCAGCACAGAUGACAAGUUCCUGCAGGCACCAUACAGUCAGCACACGGAGCCUCACAAGAGCGUGGAGUGGGGCUUCCUGCCCAGCAGCAAGGAGGGGACCGACUCAGAUUUGAGCAGUGACUUUUUGUCUGAAUGCUACGAGGAGCAGGUGGUGCCUGAGAAGCCACCCAGCAUGCCAGCUUCGGGAAAGAUGGACACGCAGGCCAAGGGGCUGAGUGCUGAGGCUCAGGACGGCCUCCAUCCCCGGCCCUCGCAAACACCAUCAGAGGAGUCGGUGAAGACAGUGGUGGUGCCCACGACCUUUGUGAACGUCGACAGCCCGAAGCCUAGCCCCAGAGUGCAGAGCUCCAGCCUGAAGAUCGUGGCCGUGAACCAGCGUGAGCGCUACAUUCGCAUCCUCAACGAGUCGCCCGAGGAGACCGUGGACCUGUCCCAGCACUUGCUGGUGCAGCGGGUCCGAGACUUCCCCGUCUGCAUGUACCGCUUCCCGGAGGAAACGCUGCUGGGGCCGCUCCAUCACAUCACGGUCAUCAGCCUCUUCCAGACCCCGCACCGCGUGUCCGAGGUCUCCAGGCUCUUUGACGACAACACUGACCUGUCCAUCGACUGCUUCCCGCUCAACGAGGCCGACACUGGCCCGCAGCGGCUCCAGCCUGGAGCCCCUGGCCUGGGUCACGGGUGUCGCCGGAGGACAGGGUCGGGACGCUCCGGCUUUGCCUUUUCCAAGCUCUCUCCCUGCCCCAGGCUGCUGCAAACCCAGCAUCUACCUCCCCAGGUGCCAUCUCGGCCCUCGAGUGUCCAGGCGGACCCCUCCCCAGACGCGCACGGAGGCCCCCAAGACACCCUCGCCGCCAGAAGGCGGAUUCAGCUGCCGCACCUGUCCAAGAGCAAGGCCCUGGAUCCUCUGGAGGUGCCGGAGCGAUCCGAGGGCACGGCCACGCAGAUGCCACAGCCUCUGCCGGUCAGCCCUGACCUCAAGCUGGGUUUGGACCGUUGCCUCCAGGAUACGAAGGGGCACAAGGUCCAGGUGUGCAGGAAACGCGUGGACCUGAACUGCCCCAUGGUGGCCCUGUCGGUGCAGAACACGGCCGAGAGCAGGUUUGGCUUCCGCUUCCUCACCUACCCGCCCAUCACCACGGCCCCCCUGGUGUGCUCGAGGCGGGUGUAG
Suncus etruscus (white-toothed pygmy shrew) is the source of this 1881-nucleotide messenger RNA. It is a transcript of the gene LMNTD2, whose product is annotated as lamin tail domain containing 2. The record is from RefSeq and is a predicted model, not a curated record. The transcript is spliced from 13 exons. Gene Ontology annotation, cellular component: lamin filament. Gene Ontology annotation, biological process: chromatin organization. The coding region runs from base 1 to 1881 and encodes 626 amino acids. Gene Ontology annotation, molecular function: structural constituent of chromatin. NCBI's taxonomy places the organism in Eukaryota, Metazoa, Chordata, Mammalia, Eulipotyphla, Soricidae.